AUGAAUUGUACCGUGAUCCCUUGGGAACAAACAGAAGACGUGCCAAUUUUUGAACUGCAACGAAACAAUUUUUGUCGUUCGGAAUUUAGCUUUUUAGAGAUUUUGGAUCCUUGUAUUGUAGGGAUAACUGUGAGAAAUUUGGCUAUCCACGCAUUGGGUACUGUGGCCGCGGUUCUUGCUCCAGCCAUGUUAUUGGGCGCUCUUGGAAACUGUCUACUACUCAUUCUACUGAUCACAGAAAUUCGUCGACCACGCAGCCUCGAAGUAUGGGGUUGUGCAAUUGUAAUGGUUGAUCUAUUCUUCUUCCUGAUCAGUGGCUGCAUUCGAAGCCUGCUACCGAAAUCACGUGCUUGGUGGGGUACACAUUCGACACCUAUUUACAUGACCGGUUAUAUGUCCUGUAAAAUUGUGGCCCUAGCCCAUGGUUUUGUUUUAUCUUUGAGAGUGAAUAUGAUUUUCUUCUGGUUAUUAGAAGAGUUGUCCGAUUCUUAUAACCUCAGUGCCGUGAGGCGACGCACUCGAUCCAUACUUAUAAUUACCAUAGCAAUUAUUGUCAGUUUAUUGCUUGCUAUUCCCAAAUUCGCUAUAACCGGACUAUGGAUUUAUCAAAACUCGUUCACUUGUUCUACCGAUCCGUUUUGGAAUAGAGACUUCUGGAAGUUUUAUGGACGUCAUCAACUCAUGUUUAUCGACGGUCUCGUUCAGACCCUGGCCGGUUUGCCAUUAUGUUAUUGGCUUUACGUUCGACUACGCUCGACCAGCCAUGCAAUAGCUUAUUUAGAACAAUACCCUCGAACUGCGGACAUAAUUGGUUUGAUCAAGACCAGUCUAGUAUUGGAAUCACUGGACGUUUGUCGUAAUCAUCGUAUUGUUUUGGUCUACGCAGUNNNCCACAUUUCCGAUGCGCAUAUCAACGGCCGUGAUCGGCUGGGUUUUGGAAACCACAAUGCAACCACGAAGAACGAUGCGUGA
Echinostoma caproni is the source of this 972-nucleotide messenger RNA. NCBI's taxonomy places the organism in Eukaryota, Metazoa, Platyhelminthes, Trematoda, Plagiorchiida, Echinostomatidae. The record is from the annotation of a GenBank genome assembly.